AAAGCAUGCCAUACCCUUAAACGGAGCCAACCGUCGUAAUCUAGUUCGCUCUGAAAGAAUUAAAUAACAGGUGUCUAUAUUUUGCGAUUAUAAGUUACAGAUAAGGGCUAAAAAUUGGUGCCGAAGAUUGAAAUCACCGCAUGCUUCAAUGGAGGAGGAUCGGUGAAUUGGAAGACGUUCUGAUCAUUGGAAAUUGAAAGAAUAUUCUGAAUCAGAAAUUCGAUUUUUGAAUGAUUUCAAUGGGCUUUUCAGAUGUCGGAAUGAACGAUGUCUGCGCAACUAUGCCUUUAGAAAAUACACCCAAUUUGGAACAUAGUGUCAUGCCUCUGAAUCGGGAUGAAAAAAGUAAUUCCUUAGAACCUGAGAAAUGCCACAAAUGCAACCAUCCUGGUUGUGGCGCUACUUUUUUACGCCCUUCACGACUAGCCAGACAUCUUAGGCAGCACACUGGCGAAAGGCCUUUCAAUUGCGAUUAUGAUGGCUGUGACAAGGCAUACACGAACAAAUCACACCUCGUACGACACAGCCAAACUCACAGCUUGGUUAAGCAAUCAUUUCAAUGCUCUAAGUGUUCUUUGAUCCUCAGUAAUCGACAGAAUUUAAAACGACACUAUGAUCGUGUUCAUACAGAGAAUAACAGAUUUUUUUGUAAAGAAUGUGGGUUAAACUUUCUCAAGGAGCAAAAGUACAAAGAGCAUGAGGCUUCGCACAGCGGUGUUGCAUUGUACAAUUGCAAAGUAUGCUUUAAGGAAUAUGUAGCAUUGAAAACCUUGAAAAAGCAUGAAAUGACGCAUGAGAGUAAGAAGCAGUAUUCAUGUCCGGCUUCAGGCUGCUCGGAAGUAUUCGAAAAAUGGUCUUUACUUUGUACACAUAAAAAAAACUUGCACACAAGUGAAUACAAGUGCAAUGAUUGUAAAAAAGUAUUUUUGAACAAGGCACAAUUAAAAUCGCACUCGGUCCUCCAUAUUGAUGAUCGGAUGGUUGUACCGUGUCCGUAUGACAAGUGUCCUCGGUUUUAUUUCUUCCAACGCAAUCUAAACCAUCACAUUCGCACUAAUCAUCUUGGCAAAAAGUAUCACUGCGAUAUUUGUGACACAAGGUUUUCAAGCAAGCAGAAGAUUACGGAACACAUGACUAAAAUUCAUCUAUCAAAAAAGAAGAAAAGAAAGAAGGCAACCGGUAAAUCAGAGAGGAAAAAACGGAAGGAUGCUGGGGUGGCUAAAAAAAGUAUGCUGGCCAAAUUAACCGGAUUAGAUUUACCUCACGGUAUCGAGAAAGAACUGUUAAACAGAAAGACUAGGAUUCAAGUAACAGAGGAGGAUUCUGUCCGGCAUCAAGAGAAACAAAUUGAAACUGUUAGGGUGAUAGGAGAAACGGUUCAAAUGUCAACUAACGAAUGUAAAAUGGUAACAAUUAAUGGUAUACCUCAAAAUGCAAGCAUAGAGACAGAAGGUAAAAAUGAAACAAGAAGAGAACGUCCUGAUACCGUUCAUAAAGACCAACUUGAAAGCUCCAAACGUACUAGUAAACAAGUUGAUUGCGAUUCAGGAACCUGAUGUAAAAAUCGUAAAAAAUAAAAUAAAAAUUAAUUGAUGCACAA
Messenger RNA from Neodiprion virginianus, 1600 nucleotides. Its product is annotated as zinc finger protein 436-like. The record is from RefSeq and is a predicted model, not a curated record. The transcript is spliced from 6 exons. Gene Ontology annotation, cellular component: nucleus. Gene Ontology annotation, molecular function: RNA polymerase II transcription regulatory region sequence-specific DNA binding; DNA-binding transcription factor activity, RNA polymerase II-specific. Bases 231 to 1556 code for a protein of 441 amino acids. Gene Ontology annotation, biological process: regulation of transcription by RNA polymerase II. Lineage: Eukaryota; Metazoa; Arthropoda; Insecta; Hymenoptera; Diprionidae.